This is a messenger RNA of Rhododendron vialii, 1898 nucleotides long. RefSeq names its product omega-3 fatty acid desaturase, endoplasmic reticulum-like. The record is from RefSeq and is a predicted model, not a curated record. Bases 336 to 1532 code for a protein of 398 amino acids. The transcript is spliced from 10 exons. NCBI's taxonomy places the organism in Eukaryota, Viridiplantae, Streptophyta, Magnoliopsida, Ericales, Ericaceae. Gene Ontology annotation, molecular function: oxidoreductase activity, acting on paired donors, with oxidation of a pair of donors resulting in the reduction of molecular oxygen to two molecules of water. Gene Ontology annotation, biological process: lipid metabolic process.
AGGUCACACAAUCCUCUGUACGCUCCCGUUUUUUAUUCUCGAUCUUCCACUAAUUCGAGAUAUUUUCAAAAGAAAAACUUUUUAACGCUCACGCGCUUACCAUCGAAUAACUUUGCCGUAAAAAGCUGUUACGUAUAUAACACCGCAUAUUUAUGUGCUAACCCCACUCACACACUCACACAAAUUUGGAGCUUGGACCAUUAUAGUACUAUAUAUAUGCACAUGCAUUGGUUUCUGAAGUUGCCCUUUUGUACCCACUCGGAGGCUGCAGCAUUGAAGCCUGCAAACCCAGGAAUAGGAUCCUUUGCUCCUCUACGGAGGAUCCAAAGAUCGAGAUGGUGAUGGGGGAUUCCAAUGAAGCAAGAACAGAGACCGCCUGGAGCAAUCCUGAGAUGGGUAAAGAUAAAUAUAAGGUCACUGAUGAAGAUGAAUUUGACCCAAGUGAUCCUCCUCCUUUUAGGAUAAAUGAGAUUCGAGCUGCUAUUCCCGCGCACUGCUGGGUGAAGUCGCCGUGGCGGUCUCUGAGUUAUGUCGUUAGUGACGUUCUUGUUGUCUUUGGAUUAGCAGCGGUAGCAUUGUAUUUCAACAGUUGGGCUGUUUCGCCACUCUACUGGGUUGUUUGGCCACUCUACUGGGCUGCCCAAGGGACAAUGUUUUGGGCACUCUUUGUUCUUGGACAUGAUUGUGGCCAUGGAAGCUUUUCCAACAAUGCCAUGCUGAACAGUGUUGUUGGACAUGUCCUGCACUCGUCAAUUCUGGUUCCCUACCAUGGAUGGAGAAUCAGCCACAAAACUCAUCAUAAUAAUCAUGGGCAUGUUGAACGUGAUGAAUCGUGGGUACCGCUGUCUGAGAAGAUAUACAAGGCUUUGGAUGUCUCCACCAAAUUCCUACGAUUCAAAGUUCCAUUCCCCAUGUUUGCAUACCCUUUUUAUUUGUGGAAAAGGAGUCCAGGAAAGAAAGGUUCUCAUUUCAACCCUUACAGUGAUUUGUUCGCUCCCAGCGAGAGGAUAGAUGUGCUCACUUCAACUGUCUGUUGGUUUAUAAUGGUUGCCGUGCUUGUCUGCCUAUCCUUGGUCAUAGGGCCUGCCCAAAUGCUUGUGCUCUAUGGCCUUCCCUACUUGGUUUUUGUCAUGUGGUUGGACUUUGUUACUUACUUGCAUCACCAUGGGCAUGAGCAGAAGCUUCCUUGGUAUCGCGGCAAGGAAUGGAGCUUCUUAAGGGGAGGGCUAACCACCGUUGAUCGCGACUAUGGAAUGUUCAAUAGCAUCCACCAUGAUAUUGGAACCCAUGUUAUUCACCAUUUGUUUCCUCAGAUCCCGCAUUAUCACUUAGUAGAAGCGACAGCAGCAGCUAAGCCAGUUCUCGGAAAGUACUACAGAGAGCCGAAGAAAUCAGGGCCUAUUCCGUUGCACCUGUUGAAUUAUCUAGUUAGAAGCAUCAAACAAGAUCACUAUGUAAGCGACACUGGAGACGUGCUUUUCUAUCAGACCGAUGCUCAAUUGUACGGUUCCUCUCAAAAGAAGAUGGAGUGACGUCUCUUGGAGAGCGAGGACAAUACAGGAAAUAUAUCCUGUAUCUGUUACUAUUGACACCCAGCAAACAAUAUUGACCUUGAAUUUUUUUCAGAAAAGUGUCGAGAAUGUUGUGUUGGCUGAAGUACGGUCAUUCUGAAUGGGAACCCACACUCAACCAGAAUGAAUCCAAUAAGGCGAUACCGCAUUCCAACACUUUUCUAUAAAAGUUUUGUGUUAAUGCCUCACCCAAUAUGAUUGUAGCCUACUCCCUCAGUAAAGAGGUUUAAAGAUUGUAUUUGAUGAUACCUUGAUGGUUUUCAAAUUGUAUCUGAUUCUUCAAUAACUCUAUCCAAUACAGAGGAAGAACUGCAAUUUUGAUGUUCA